ACAAAGGAGUUAUUAAAUAUUAUUCUCAACUGGAGAAUGCUGUUAGUUAUGUUAUUAAUAAUGAAACAGAUUUUAAGCGAGCAAGUUAUAUUAGGCAUCAAGUAGCUUUAUUAAAUAAAACAAACAAUACACCAUUUUCUUUAGAGGACAUUUCUGAUGCAUUACAUCUUUAUUCAAAAUCUCGUUCAGUAUCUUUUGAUCUCGUUGAGAAGCUUGUUUUGCCAAGUGUACGAGAGUUACAACGAAUGACAAAAAAAAUAAAUAAACUUGAAGAUACUGAAUAUUUAAAGAUGAUAUUUAAAGAACUUCAGGAAUUUCAAAAAUACUGCUUUAUCUUGGCUGAUGAGGUGUACAUAAAACCUGGGCUACAGUACUCUGGUGGUAUUGUGUAUGGUGAAGCAGAAAAUAUCCAAGAAAAAGCAAAAACAGUUUUAGCACUAAUGCUUCUUUGUCUUUUUGGUGGCCCACGACUUGUUAUAAAAGUUUUUCCAGUUUGUAAAGUUACAACAAAUUUUCAAACAAGCGUGAUAGAAGAAUUAAAUCAACAAAUCAUAAUUGCAGGUGGAAAGCCUCUUGGGUUAAUAAUGGAUAACUGUCGAGUAAACCAAAAAACAUUUCAAAAUUUUAAUGCAAAAAAAGUUCCAGCAUACUAUCUUUUAAAUGACACUGUGCAUAUUUUAAAAUGUAUUCGAAAUAAUUGGAUCACUGAAAAAUUACAAUGUUUAAAAUAUAGAUUGCUAAAUGAUAACGAUACUGUGCGACUUGCAGAAUGGAAAUUUAUAAUUCAACUUCAUGCUGCAGAUAGUGGAAUAGUUAAGUUGUCACCCUUAACACAAAAAGCUGUGUCACCAAAACCAAUUGAACGACAAAAUGUUGGAUUAGUUCUUAAAGUUUUUUGUGAUGAAACAGUUGCAGCAUUACGUGUAAAAUUUCCUGAAGCUGAAGAUACUGCACUUUUUAUUGAAACAGUUGUUAAGUGGUGGCUUAUUGUCAACAGUAAAGCAAAAGGUCUAAAUAUUAGAUUAAAUGAUAUUCGAAGAAAGCCUAUUACUUCAGUCAAUGAUUGGCAAAUAGAUUUCUUAGAGAACCAUAUUUCGUAUUUUGCUAAAAAUUUGAAAUGCGUAAAUUCAAAAUUAAGAGAGAAAAAGUUAACAAUGGAUACUGCAAGUGCUUUGCAAAAAACUUCUAAAAGAUUAGCAAGCUGUGCCAAGUAUUUGUUGAAUUGCGGUGUAUCUUAUAUAUUGUUAGGACAUAUGCAAUCAGAUGCACUAGAAAAACAGUUUUGGAAAUAUUGGCAAGGGUCAGGUGGCACAUAUCUGAUAACUGUGCAAAAUGUUAUUCAAAAAUUUAGAAUCGACAAAACUAGAAAGUUGCUAGACAAGCAUACAGAUUUUACAAUAUUUCCUCCUGCUCACCACCACUGUGAUAAGUGUGAACUUGAUGUGGAGUUUAAUAUGUCAAUAUGUGAAAAUUGUGAGGAUCAGUUGCCAAAUGAAUGCAAACAAGGGCUUUUAUAUAUUGCAGGUUUUAUUGCUUACAAACUUCCAGAAUUACAUUCAAUUUUAGAAGAAACAGACACCUUUGAUAUGUUUCAAAAAUAUGGAACUUUGAUCAGUUCUUUGAACAGGGGAAGACUAAGAGAACCUUCUGACAAUUUAGUCUACUUUGUUUUUUUAUUGUUUUUUUAUAUUUGAAGUGACACUUGUGAAUAAAGUUUCACCAUUGCUGUGCAAGAAAGAAUUAAUUGACAUUUUUAUUAACUGCA
Hydra vulgaris (swiftwater hydra) is the source of this 1765-nucleotide messenger RNA. RefSeq lists its product as uncharacterized. The record is from RefSeq and is a predicted model, not a curated record. Lineage: Eukaryota; Metazoa; Cnidaria; Hydrozoa; Anthoathecata; Hydridae.